Molecule: messenger RNA, 14175 nt
Organism: Oncorhynchus keta (chum salmon)
Lineage: Eukaryota; Metazoa; Chordata; Actinopteri; Salmoniformes; Salmonidae
Product: protein FAM83B-like
Exons: 5
Coding region: 212-3094 (960 amino acids)
Biological process (GO): epidermal growth factor receptor signaling pathway
Cellular component (GO): membrane; cytoplasm
Source: RefSeq, a predicted model, not a curated record
UCCACAGAGUGCUUCUCAUGUUGAGACACCUCCUUGUCUUUGUUACUUUCAGUUGGCAGAUAUAAGCUUUUCCUCCAAUACGGCUUAACAGUCAGCAGAAUACAUUGAAAGAUGCCGGACUGGGAUUUAUUGGGAAACUACAAGAUACAUUUUCUAUAACUCAUACUUUUAAUCGUCCACCAUCUGUAACAGGGCUCGCUUAGCCAUUGUGAUGAUGGAAUCCGAACAACUCUCCCUGCUGUCCUCCUUGAAAGGAGAGUUGCAGUCUGAGGAUUACAUUCAUCCCCACUAUAAGGAGGCUUAUCGCCUUGCUAUCGAUUCCCUGGUGAAUGGUGGCAGAGAGAGCUACCAGGAGUUCCUCAAGGCCGAGCGGAUAGGGAGCUUUCUCUCAGAAGAUGAACUCCACUUCAUCACUACAAAUGCCUCACACCCAUUGCCUAGCAGCCACACAGAAGAAAUCAAUGGACCAGCACUGGACACUCCGGCCAGCAAAUCCUCAACUGGGACGUACUGGCCUGUGCACUCAGACAUAGUAACACCCGACCUGGAGUUAGGAUGGCCGAUGGUCAUGCAUGAUAAACUCCAAACCAAUAUAGAUCUGCUUUUCCAUCCACCCAGACUAAACAGCCCCACCAUCAAAGAGGUGAUCCGUAAACAGAUUCAGGGUGCCAGACAGGUUAUUGCAAUUGUAAUGGACAUUUUUACAGAUGUGGAUAUAUUCAAAGAAGUGGUUGAUGCCUCCAUCAGAGGAACUCCAGUUUAUGUGCUUCUGGAUGAAUUUCAUCUGCAAAGCUUUCUCUCAAUGGCUGAGAAUCAAGACAUCCAAAUCCCAAAACUUAGGAACAUGAGAGUACGCACAGUGAAGGGGCAGGAUUACAUCUGUCGUUCAGGAGCUACAUUUCAUGGAGCAAUGGAGCAGAGGUUUCUAUUGGUGGACUGCCAAACAGUGGUGUACGGAUCAUACAGCUUCAUGUGGUCCUAUGAGAAAAUCAACCUGAGUAUGGUGCAGGUCAUAACAGGCCAGCUGGUGGAGUCCUAUGACGAGGAGUUUCGAACACUCUUCGCUCGCUCCUCAAUGCCAGCAGUUCUCGCCCCUCCCGAGGGUGUGCUACUAGAAAGGAAUGGAAGGCAUGCUCUGGCAAAGUAUGCUUCUCAAUCCAGCCAAGCCUUUGAGAGGAAGGACCAGUUGAGACAUACCCUGGACACAGUGUAUAGAAAAGCCUGUGAGAGACAGAUGGGCAUGACGAGCCCUAUCAGAGAGAUGGAGGAGAGACUUUAUGAGGAGGAGCCAUUUCAACACAGACCCAUGGUCAAUCAUGGUGUGAGUGUUCAAAAACACAUCCAUCAGUUCCAGUCUGCAGAGACUGCAAACUUCCUGAAAAGACACAGUUAUGCUGGGGAGAGACAAGAAGUCUUGCAUGUUCCACACAACACAAGGUAUGGGGCAAGCAACUGGAAUGUGGCUGGAGAUGAAGGUUAUCACUGUGCCCCGGGAAGAAGCCACUUUUCCAAUGCUAUGGAUGACAAUUCUCAGGGGGCACAGAUGUACAGAGGUCACAAUAUUCGGCAGUCCUACCACGGAAAUGACAAACACGCCCGCUCCAUGCAGCAGAACAUACCGACUUUGGAGCACACGGCUAAGUCCUUCUUGCGCACAUAUAGGAUAGAGUCUUACCUCAAUAACACUGACACUCCUAUUGGGGAAUCAUGUGAUUAUCUGGACCAGUAUGAAGCUCUGGAAAACAAAGCUAGCUCAUUCAUUCCCUCCAGAGUUAGGUCAUCGCUUGUUUUCAAGUCCACUAUUCCAGAGCAACCGGAGACAAACAUUUACUCAAAAAACUCUUCCAUACGUCAGGUCGAUCCCUCUGCAAGGCAAAACAAUGCACCGUAUUACUCAUCAAUGCAACGGAAUCCAGCAACAUCAAUGGAAAACAGAAUGAGACAGGAUGAGUUUAUAAUGAAGAAGCAAAGUCUGCAUAUUUUGGAUGAUCCCAGGAAUAACAUUGGCUAUGGAAGAGACCCACAUCAGUCUGUCUAUGCCAGCCUGGGCAGAACCAAAGGGGGACUGGUAAUCAAAAACCCUGAGCUCCUCCAAGACAACUGGCACAAAAGGCACAGUGUGGCAGACCCAAAGUCCAACAUAGACUACAGAGACAAUAAAGAGUCCUCCAGUCACAUGUAUGGUGGAGCCUUUGUGAGGAAACAGUCAGAUGGUGGUGGAAUAAGAGUGGGUGCACAGAAUGGAGGAUAUUCUUCAAAUCUGAAUGAGGAUCAGAGAUCUGUCUCUCAAUAUGAUGUCAAAAGCACAGUGGACAUAAAGAGACCCCCUCUUUCCAUUUGGAAAGAGCCUCCCUCCAGAACUGUGUCUGCAGCAGCCCUUGAUAUGAACAGCAAAGAGCCCACUUACAAGUCCACCAGUACAGCACUGGGCUCACCUCGUUUCCUCAAGAAGAGCUCCAAGAAAAUCAGAUCGUUGCUCAACAUACCAGAGAAAAAAGAGGGUUCCCCUCUAACCAAAGAAAAUGUCAUUCCAAAAGGGGGUGGUAGCUCAGACACCAUAGUGACUGAGAAAGAAGAACAAAGACCAAACAGAGAGAGGAAGGUUGCAUCGCAGAGUGGCACCGCAAAUCCAACCAGAUCCCCUACCAGGAUAAAGAUGGACAAGAACCACUUUGCAGAUGAUAUAGGUAAAUCAUCAGCCCCUCGUUUCAGCACUGACGAGCUGCAGCAAAACCCUCCUGCCAGAGUUACAUCCAUUAGGACACAGGGGCAGCCUACUGCCAUUGAUGAAAGACAUGAAAGGGCAAGCCUUGCAUCAGGAAACUGGCGUAGCGAUCAGGGGGGCAGUAGUCGUUUGUAUAGCAGAUUUGAGCCUUUCUGCUCAUUUGAGAAGAAGCAACCCCACUCUUUACAAUCUGCAACAGACCCUGCACCCAUACAUGCACCAGAGAAGACCAAGAGCAUGCACUCUGCUAAAAGUAACUCCAACAAUGAACAACACAACCACACUGGCCAGCAGACAACUAGCCACCAUGAAAACAAACUGGGGAAAUUUAUACAAAGAGUAGGGAACUUCAUUCACAAAAAUAAGUAGUAGAUAAGAAAGUUAGCAUAGUGAACUAAGCUUACUGGUCGAAUGAUGACAUUCAAAAACGCAAUCAAAUUGUUGACAGAUUGGAAACAGUGUACUGCACCAUUAAACUUGAAAACUGUUCACAUGAAUAGCUGACAUUCUUUCAGGUCUAUUUAGAGCAAUGGAAAACUGAUCAUUACUUCAAUUAAAUAUCAAUGUUUUGAUUAUUAGUAACACUUUCUACGAGGCACAAACAUACAAGCAGGGUCUGGGACAAGGUAUCACGGACAGUGAACUCAAGUCAGAGGACCACAGCUGAAGUCAGACCAGCAGAACUGGGUCAGCAGCACAGUCAGGUGAACAGGGGACAGGGAUAGCCAGGUAUCGUCAGACCAGAUAUAUAUUUAUAUAUAUAUAUAGAGGGGCAAAAAAGUAUUUAGUCAGCCACCAAUUGUGCAAGUUCUCCCACUUAAAAAGAUGAGAGAGGCCUGUAAUUUUGAUCAUAGGUACACUUCAACUAUGACAGACAAGAUGAGAAAAAAAGUUCCAGGAAAUCACAUUGUAGGAUUUUUAAUGAAUUUAUUUGCAAAUUAUGGUAGAAAACAAGUAUUUGGUCAAUAACAAAAGUUUAUCUGAAUACUGUUAUAUACCCUUUGUUGGCAAUGACAGAGGUCAAAUGUUUUCUGUAAGUCUUCACAAGGUUUUCACACACUGUUGCUGGUAUUUUGGACCCAUUCCUCCAUGCAGAUCUCCUCUAGAGCAGUGAUGUUUUGGGGCUGUUGCUGGGCAACACGGACUUUCAACUCACUCCAAAAACGUUCUAUAGGGUUGAGAUCUGGAGACUGGCUAGGCCACUCCAGGACCUUGAAAUGCUUCUUACGAAGCCACUCCUUCAUUGCCCGGGCGGUGAGUUUGGGAUCAUUGUCAUGCUGAAAGACCCAUCCACGUUUCAUCUUCAAUGCCCUUGCUGAUGGAAGGAGGUUUUCACUCAAAAUCUCACGAUACAUGGCCCCAUUCGUUCUUUCCUUUAUACGGAUCGCCCAAGGGGACCAGUCGUCCUGGUCCCUUUGCAGAAAAACAGUCCCAAAGUAUGAUGUUUCCACCCCCAUGCUUCACAGUGGGUAUGGUGUUCUUUGGAUGCAACUCAGAAUUCUUUGUCCUCCAAACACGACGAGUUGAGUUUUUACCAAAAGGUUUUAUUUUGGUUUCAUCUGACCAUAUGACAUUCUCCCAAUCUUCUUCUGGAUCAUCCAAAAUGCUCUCGAGCAAACUUCAGACGGGCCUGGACAUGUACUGGCUUAAGCAGGGGGACACGUCUGGCACUAAAGGAUUUGAGUUCCUGGCGGCGUAGCUUUGUUACUUUGGUCCCAGCUCUCUGCAGGUCAUUCACUAGGUUCCCCCGUGUGGUUAUUGGAUUUUUGCUCACCGUUCUUGUGAUCAUUUUGACCCCACGGGGUGAGAUCUUGCGUGGAGCCCCAGAUUGAGGGAGAUUAUCAGUGGUCUUGUAUGUCUUCCAUUUCCUAAUAAUUGCUCCCACAGUUGAUUUCUUCAAACCAAGCUGCUUACCUAUUGCAGAUUCAGUCUUCCCAGCCUGGUGCAGGUCUACAAUAUUGUUUCUGGUGUCCUUUGACAGCUCUUUGGUCUUGGCCAUAGUGGAUUUUGGAGUGUGACUUUUUGAGGUUGUGGACAGGUGUCUUUUAUACUGAUAACAAGUUCAAACAGGUGCCAUUAAUACAGGUAACGAGUGGAGGACAGAGGAGCCUCUUAAAGAAGAAGUUACAGGUCUGUGAGAGCCAGAAAUCUUGCUUGUUUGUAGGUGACCAAAUACUUAUUUUCCACCAUAAUUUGCAAAUAUAUUCAUUAAAAAUCCUACAAUGUGAUUUUCUGGAUUUUUUUUCUCAUUUUAUCUGUCACAGUUGAAGUGUACCUAUAAUGAAAAUUACAGGCAUUUACAGGCCUCUCAUCUUUUUAAGUGGGAGAACUUGCACAAUUGGUGGCUGACUAAAUACUUUUUGCCCCACUUUAUAUAUAUUUUAUGACAUGGAACAACUUUAAUUCAACCAGUUUUCAGUCUAAGACGAAAAGAGAAAAGCUAAAAGAGUGUGUUUGUGUGUGUGUGCGUGAGCGAAUGUGUGUGUGUGUGUGUGUGUACACUGCAGUGAGGAAAACACUGAACAGAAUUUGUUAAAUCUUAUUUGCUCCUCGAGUCCAUAAUCUGUUACAUCAAAUGGAUGAGCCUCAUAGAAAGUGUUAUCAGAUAUUUAUUUUUUCAAACCUAAAACUAGAUCAGCUACUCGAAGGCUGUGAUGAGAGACUAAAAGUUAACUGUGUUAGAUAGGAUCGAUUCAUUUAUUAGGAUUUAUGGUACAGUAGCUUAAUUUCCAUAUGAAACACAUUAACUGUCAUCAUUCAAUUUUAAAAGAUCACAAUAAAGCUGUGAUCACAGACAGUGGAAAAUAUUUUGUCACAAUAUUAGAUAAACAUGUCCAGGAUCUACAGUGUGUACAUGUACAUGAUUGGGUGAAUGAGUUCAUUUUUUUAACCUUUAUUUAACUAGGCAAGUCAGUUAAAGAACAAAUUCUUAUUUUCAAUGACAGCCUAGGAACAGUGGGUUAACUGCCUGUUCAGGGACAGAAACACAGAUUUGUACCUUGUCAGCUAAGGGAUUUGAACUCGCCACCUUUUGGUUACAAGUCCAAUGCUCUAACCACUAGGCUACCCUGCUGCCCUAGUUUUUGACAUUAUUUGACAAAAUAUGCUUGAAUAAAGUUAUAUUUUGUUCUACUGUUCUACUGUGGCUGCAUAUGGCUGCAUAUGUGUUGCGGAUACAGGUGUUGUGAGAAAUGUAAUGGUAUUAUGAUGGGACAAUUUUAGGGAAAUGUACAUUGUAUGUCUUUUUAAAUAUAGUUGCUUUUUCCAAACAAAUGUCAUUGUGUUUCCUUUGAUCUGUUUCUGUAUGUAACAUAGACCUACUGGGCAGCAAGGUUAUAAUAGAUUUGUGUUUUUAUAUUAGGGUUUACUUCUAGUAGUUUUAAGAUUUUUAUUAGAAAUUCUGCUUACAGAUAAUCUUUAUUAGUUUUUAUUGAGUUUAAGUUUCAUCAAAACAUUUCAAUAUAAUUUUUAUAAGCUUAAGUUUAAGUUUUAGUGUUAGGGACAGAAAGUAACCUAUGUGUGGGAGGCUGGGAAACAUUUGUGUUGUUUAGUUUUUGUUUUUUUGUCUCUUCUUGCCACUGUGGGGUAGUAAUGCAUAAGGUGAUGGGUCAGGUCAUAGGUUAAGUUAGGAUUAAAGGUAAACUAAGUGAGAUGAAGUAGAUCAGUGGUCACCAACAGGUCGAUCGCGAUCUUCAAGGCAUUCCUAGGCGAUCACCAAACAUUUCUGUAGAAAAGCCAAUGAUAAAGACAUACAGGAUUGCGUUCCUUUUUUUUCCCUUGUGUUGCGUUUUUUGCGGUAGGCAUAUUUGAUUCAGAAGCCCUGCGCACCGGGUAGGCAAAGAGAUCCCAUUUUUAACCACUUAAUUUGUCUGAAAAGACAAACUGCCUACCCGGCAGACUGGGAGAUCUGUGGCUAAAUGAGUGUGCCUACUGCCCUAGCUAAUCGGAUAGCUCAAAUCACUGUGUCUCCCUACAGCUGCCACAACCCCAGCCACAGCAAAGUUUGAUACUAGCCGGCGUGAGAUUUAAUAACUUUUAAAACUAUGACCAGAGAGAGACUGUCAAAGAAUACAGCAAAGAGCUGCUGUUUUUGAGUGCGUUCAUGUAAAAUCAAAUCAAAUCAAAUGUUAUUGGUCACAUACACAUCGUUAGCAGAUGUUAAUGCGAGUGUAGCGAAAUGCUUGUACUUCUAGUUCCGACAGUGCAGUAAUAUAUAACAAGGAUUCUAACAAUUCCCCAACAACUCCCUAAUACACACAAAUCUAAAGGGGUGAAUGAAAAUAAGAAAAAAGAAAAAAGAAACGUCCUCUCACUGUCAACUGGGGCCGCAGGGUAGCCUAGUGGUUAGCGUGUUGGACUAGUAACUGGAAGGUUGCAAGUUCAAGGUACAAAUCUUUUGUUCUGCCCCUGAACAGGCAGUUAAUCCACUGUUCCUAGGCCGUAUUUGAAAAUAAGAAUUUGUUCUUUAACUGGCUUGCCUAAUUAAAUAAAGGUAAAAAAUAAACUGCAUUUAUUUUCAGAAAACUUAACGCGUGUAAAUAUUUGUAUGAACAUAACGGAAUAUUUCCUUGGAGAAUGGCCCUAGCCCUCACCCUCCAAUCCAACAGGUCCCAGACCUGAAUUGAGAUUCGGCCUUUUCGCUGGCCAUGGCAGAACACUGACAUUCCUGUCUUGCAGGAAAUCAUGCACAGAAUGAGCAGUAUGGCUGGUGGCAUUGUCAUGCUAGAGGGUCAUGUCAGGGUGAGCCUGCAGGAAGGGUACCACAUGAGGGAGGAGGAUGUCUUCCCUGUAACACACAGCAUUGAGAUUGCCUGCAAUGACAAGCUCAGCCCGAUGAUGCUUUGACACACCACCCCAGACCAUGACGGACCCUCCACCUCCAAAUCGAGAGCUCCGACUUUCCAACCUGAAGUUCACUGACGUUGUCACGUAUACUCCUUCUCCGGCGCUCAAGGUCACCAGGCUGCUCAUUAUUAUGCACACCUCGAAUCAAAUCAAAUUCCAAAUCAAAUCAAAUGUUAUUGGUCACAUACACAUAGUUAGCAGAUGUUACUGUGAGUGUAGUGAAAUGCUUGUGCUUCUAGUUCUGACAGUGCAAUAAUAUCUAACAAGUAAUACAACAAUUCCACAACAACUACCUAAUACUCACAAAUCUAAAGGGAUGGGAUAAGAAUAUGUACAUAUUAAUAUAUGAAUGAGCAAUGACCGAGCGGCAUAGGCUAGAUGCAAUAGAUGGUAUAAAACACAGUAUACACAUAUGAGAUGAGUAAUGUAAGAUAUGUAAACAUUAUUAAAGUGACUAGUGAUCCAUUUAUUAAAGUGGCCAAUGAUUUCGAGUCUGUAUGUAGGCAGCAUGAUCAAAUCAUGAUGACUUCAUUGAUCUUCAGGUCGUAGCUCUAGAAAGAGGCCGGAUUUGCAAUUCCGAGUUGGAUGCCCAUACAAAACGUAUUUUUCCAGUCGGAGCUCGUUUAUUCCUGACUUCCCAGUUGUCUUCAACUCACUGAAGUCAAGUUUUCGCAGUUCCGAGUUAGUUGUUUUGAGCACGACACAAAUCAUGCUUCGUUGACGGCAUGGCCAAUGUUGAAUGUUUAUCAUUUUAAACUAGGAAAAGAGCCCCUUAAUCCCAGAUUUAGGACCACACAGCCAUUGUCACUGAUUCCAAACCACCCAUUGUUGAAUUUGCAACUUGUUGUGUAAUGUUUAUGAGGACCGAUACAUUUUAUAUAUAAUUUCUCUUCAUUAUUUCUCUACAUACAACAAGGAUUUAAAAGGAUUUGCCAGUAGAUUGUCAACCUGAUUCAUGAUGAUGACUACAAGCUAAGAUUUUGAAAGUAUGAUGUUGACAUGAUCAGUCCAAUCAAAGCUACUGUACAUAUUUUACAUCAUUUUAUCUGUGGCUAAUGACCUUGAGCCUUCUUGGAUGGGCACUUAUAAUCUAACUCUAUGGAAGCACCCAAGGGGCUACAAUUUUUGAGGUCUACCCUUAGACUUUGCGGUGACGUAGUGUCUCCAUGAGUGACAGAACACUGAGCCAAUCACGGCGCAACACUCUUGUAUUUUCUGCUGGCUUGCCCCACCACCACAAAUAGCACUAAACUAGGCUGAAACACCUGCAUUUUGGAGAAGCCUUACUCAAGGAAACAAAAAAGAGACCAUGUUUGUAUGCAACUUUAUUAACACAAUGUUAUAUUUUUGGGGAAUAUUUUCCGUGCCUAUGAAGUGUAUCCCCUGUGAUAUGCAUGCUAAUACUUUUCAGUCUGUUUCCUUUCAGGGCUGGAUUUUAUUUGAAUGUUACCACCCACCAUUGUUUACUACUCAGAAACACCUGCAAAAUUCUUCUUCUUCGUGAGUUGCGACUGAGCUGAGCAAUAUAAUAGAUAAUCUUUGGCUGAGCCAAUGCUUUUCACCGUAGCCUACACCUGGUCGUCUGAGCUAUGGAGCAAAUUCAAAUAGGGGAUGCAUACUUAUGUUUUUUGCAUCCAAAGUGUAUUGGAUAAUUUGUCAAGUUUAACAAUGAUUUUUGCUAGUCCGUAUUUAAAAAAUUGCUUGGGAUGUGAUUGCAUUUUGGAACCCCGCUACCCCCGUCGCCCCAAGAUUAAUGGUUUUGAACACUCUCCACUGACUUGAUUGGUGCGCUCGAAAUCACAAGUGUCUACCAAUAAAAAAGCACCCGCAAACUGUUGUAUCCAUUUUGUGCUGUUACAUUUUUAUUGAUGUUUCGUUUCGUGUCUGAUAUGCUCAGGGUGCUGUUGCAUAUCAUUUGCGGCGUGCAUCAUGAGCAGUCAUUUUAGUCUAUCAUUUCACUUCAUUUAGCUGUGAGAACCCAUAUUAGCUUGGGUUGACUUGGCAUGGGCUGACUGCCAGGAGCCUCUACCAAAGGAUGCACCGUGUCCAUUACAUUGUAGAAAAACGCACCUCUUGUCCACUCCGUUCAAUAGGCUAUCCAUAUUACUGAAGCUUCAUCUUAUUCUUUCUAUUUCUAUGGCGGAUUCCAGGCCGCAAUUUAUAGAACAUGCCAAAACAUUGGAGAUAACAAUAGAUGACAAAGUCAAAUAUAUACUAAUUUCCCUUAUUCAUCUGUUGCAAAGUGUUCCCUAAUGCUUAUGACAAAUACAUCUCCAGAACCAGCCAUAGUCUAGCCAGCUGGCUAAUCUUUGAAUACAUUGUAGCAACAACAGAUAACAUUAACUAGCUAGAUAAGGUUAGCAUGCUAACUAGCUACACUGACAGCUGUCAGUGCUCUACUUGUUAUUUCUUCACUCCACUUGGAAAUCACCACAAUGUUCCCACCCCCAAUUCAUGAAUAUCUAUUAGCAGCCUGUGUCAUUCUUCGGAGGUGGAACCUAAACGAGAAUUUCCACUAUAGUUCAGGAAUUACAUAGAAAUAGGGGCAGCAUUGCCCUCUGGUGGGGCCUUUAAAGCUAAAUUCCUACAAUUCUACACAUUUUGCCAUGACUUAUGCCAUGUUAUUAUCAUAUCUGAAUGAGAAUGACUAACAAAAUCUAUGGGGGCCACCUGAAGGUCAGGGCCCCUGAGCACGUGUCCGGUUAGUAUUCGGUCAUGAUUACUACAAGUUUAGAUAGCUGGCUAGACUAACUACCAAUCUAAAAAUGUACAUGGCUCAUUGUCAGGUAAUUGAGUGACUGACAUAACAAGAGAAACUGCUGAUGCAAAACCAAAUUUCGAAAUUGCACCUGGUGUAUUUUACUAUUCCAACUCUCAAUAGUAAGUUGAGACCCAGACCCAGAGUUCCAAAGCGACUGCUUAUGUCGCUUAGGCCUGGAGCUGGCCUUGGGUGUCAAAGAUAGUUGCAGUAUAGUUUCAGGUUUUCAAAUGGUUUUGUUAAGACCUACAUAACCAGGUGAGGAGAGUUCCCAACUAAUCAGUGAGCUGAACUGAUCAAUCAGGUACAAGGGAGGAGUGACCUUGCAGACACUCGGACCUCCGUGGAAUGAGUUUGACACCUGUGGUCUAAAGUUACCGUAUGCCUUCUUUGCAGUUCAUUCCUGUCAAUGAUUCAAUUGUUAUUUCUUAAAGUGUAGAAUGUAUUCUUUGUUCCGCUGAACCUUUCUGUAAUGGGAACCAUAUUUCAACACAAUCUCAUUCCCUUUGACAUGCUUUGUCUCUGACAGUUCUGUCUUGCCACUAAUUUUAGCUUCAUGCACAGUAACUACAAGCUCAUGCAUGUUACUGAUAUAUAUGUACAUAAAAAAAGUCUUCAUAAACACAUGAGCUUGUAGUUACACAAUAUGUUUACAUUUAACAUAUUGUGUAGUAAAUAUUUACUUAAAUUUUUUUUCUUCUGUGCAUCGCAUUGCGCUGCAUUCAUGUAAAUAUAAAUAAAGCUUGAUUUGUUUCGAUGUUUGUUUCCCCUUGGCAUUUUACAAAUUAUCACUAUGAUUCCUACCUUAGCACCGCCCUAUCAAGAUCUAUGUCACAUUUAUUUACAAGUCAAAUUUCAUUCUCUCAACAGCUGAUGUCUACCCCAAGGUGUAUCACAUCUGUUUCUUCAUUGCCACAUACUUUGCGCCGCUCUGUCUUAUGGUUCUGGCAUACAUACAAAUAUGUUAUACGCUGUGGUGUCAACAGGUAUCUAUGUAAAUUCAUGUUUGUGAACAAUAACAUACAUUUGCACUGUUUAUUGGCAAUAUGGCUAUUUGUUUGCUGAUUCUCCAAAUAUAUUUCUUGAUCAUGCAGUCACCAAGUUAUCAGUGUCAAUUAUGCUUGUAAUUAUUUGACAAUGCACUCUCAGAUCAUGCACCCCACUGUUCAGAUCCAUCCCAUUGAGUGUUUUAAAAGUUUUCUGUUUUAAUGAGUCUGUCAACCAAGAGACAACAGUCUGAUGUUCUGUGGGUUGUGUGUUCUGUAAACAGAUUCCUGGGAUGUCAUCUGUGCUGCAGAGGAAGCAAAAGUCUCUCCAGGGUUCCAGUUAUCCUCCAGGACCUGGGGAGUCAGUCAGUGUCCGGACCAGCACAGUGUCCGCUGAGAUCGAACAGGUUCGGUUCCCAGUAAUCCCUGGUAAACAUUGUGUUUACAGAAAAAGGUGAUCACAUACUGAGAACUCAUCUGUAAACAUUAAAUUAGCAUAGAUCAGAUAUGUUCUAAUCUAUAUCAACACGAUAAGCAAACAUGUGUUUGAUGUCUGACACUCAGGAUGCAUAUUACUUGCUAGUUAUUCAAAGAAUUAAGUAGAAUUUAAAGUUGGCUGAACUCUAAUAUUUGUUACUCCCCUCCAUCUAGUAAAUAUGUACACUUGCAAACACCUGUCAAUAAGCUAUAAUUCUAUUUACAGUUUCAACACACUUCAUUUAACAGUCUGGUGUCAUUAUUUAUGAGGUCUCACUGAUGUUACCUUGUCAUUGCAGAGUGCUUGGGAUGUUUAAGAACACAAACAGCAGAUAGACUGUGUAGGCCUGGUUCAUGUUCUCACAUUGGCUGAUAUAUGCCAACAGUGCUGCAAAUCCAAUCAUCUAUAACUUUUUAAGUGGUGAGUUUCUGGCUCAUCUCAAUAUACACUGAGUGUACAAAACACAGCAGGGGUUCAGAAACAGCAGGGGUUCAAACUUAAGAACCCAGUUCCUACAUUUGAAUAUAGAAAUAGAUUUUAUCAACCAAAACUAUGCUACAUUUUAUCUCUGGGACCCUCAGGAUGACAAAUCAAAGCAAGAUUACUUAAACAGGGUAUGGUUUGUAGGUGCCAGGCACACCAGUUUGAGUGUGUCAAGAACUGCAACGCUGCUGGGUUUGUCACACUCAGCAGUUUCCCAUGUGUAUCAAGAAUUGUCCACCUCCCAAAUGACAUCCAGCCUAUCCAACACAGCUGUGGGAAGCAUUGGAGUCAACAUGGACCAGCGUCCUUGUGGAACACUAGAGUCCAUGCCCUGACGAAUUGAGGCUGUUCAAGGGGCAAGAGGGGGGUGCAACUAAAUAUUAGGAAGGUGUUCCUAAUGUUUUGUACACAGUGUACUUCAUGAUUUUAUUGCCCCAUCUGCUGGACAGUACAACAUAUCACAAACUUAGAGGGGAGCUUUGGAAGUAGGCUUUGACGUUCCAGCAUAAAGUGCUCAAUCUAUUGUAAUGGUUAAAAACCUAGUACUGUAGUGGUAGAAUUAACAGAAUUGCCUGAUUUGAAUUCAUUAACAAAGUGCCAUUAUGGAUUAAAAUGUAUUGCUCUUCACAUACUUUAGAUUUGAAUUAAAUUAUUUAAAAUCCAUUAUUUCAAUUCAAAUGUGAAUAAUAACUAAACUUAGGCCUCAAUAUAAUAAUUGCAAAUAAAGGAAAACUGUACGUACUGUCAACUGUACUGUAGAAUCCCCUAGAGUCUAUGUCCGCACCCACAUAGAAAUCUAAUUAGGAUCAUAACGAGCUUCAAUGCUAGUAAAAGUAAAUGUAUGCUCUUCAACCGAUCGCUGCCCGCACCCGCCCGCCCGACUAGCAUCACUACUCUGGACGGUUCUGACUUAGAAUAUGUGGACAACUAUAAAUACCUAGGUGUCUGUCUAGGCUGUAAACUCUCCUUCCAGACUCAUAUAAAGCAUCUCCAAUCCAAAAUUAAAUCUUGAAUUGGCGUUCUAUUCCGCAACAAAGCAUCUUUCACUUAUGCUGCCAAACAUACCCUCGUAAAACUGAAUAUCCUACUGAUCCUUGACCUUGGCGAUGGAUGCAGUCUAUCAGAGAGCCAUCCGUUUUGUCACCAAAGCCCCAUAUACUACCCACCACUGUGACCUGUAUGCUCUUGUUGGCUGGUCCUCGCAACAUGUUCGUCGCCAAACCCACUGGCUCCAGGUCAUCUAUAAGUCUUUGCUAGGUAAAGCUCCGCCUUAUCUCAGCUUUCUGGUCACCAUAGCAACACCCACCCGUAGCACGCGCUCCAGCAGGUAUAUUUCACUGGUCAUCCCCAAAGCCAACACCUCCUUUGGACGUCUUUCCUUACAGUUCUCUGCUACCAAUGACUGGAACAAAUUGCAAAAAUCACUGAAGUUAGAGACUUAUCUCCCUCACUAUCUUUAAGCAUAACCUGUCAGAGAAGCUUACCGAUCGCUGCAGCCGUACACAGCCAAUCUGUAAAUAGCCCAUCCAACAAACUACCUCAUCCCCAUAUUUUUUUGGUUUUCCUGCUCUUUUGCACACCAGUAUUUCUACUUUCACAUCCUCAUCUGCACAUCAAUCACUCCAGUGUUAAUUGCUAAAUUGUAAUUACUUCGCCACUAUGGCCUAUUUAUUGCCUUACCUCCUUACUUCAUUUGCACACACUGUAUACAGAUUUUUCUAGUGUGUUAUUGACUGUACGUCUGUUUAUCCCAUGUUUACCUCUGUGUUGUUGUAUUUGUCGCACUGCUUUGCUUUAUCUUGGCCAGGUCGCAAUUGUAAAUGAGAACUUGUUCUCAACUGGCCUACCUGGUUAAAUAAAGGUGUAUUUUUUAAUUUUUUAAUAAAGUAAUUCUCCAUCA